AUGUCUUCCGGCUUUGGGGUAUUUCUAGAUAUUGAAAGCUCUACCAAUAUAUCCAGUCCACCACACGCAGUUCGCAAGGACAAACAUGUCGCCACACGGACUCCGUCAGAUUACGAGCUGAAUGAAAUCCAGUUACCCAGCAAUGUAGCUGAUGUGACCUGUAAGCAAGUAACACAAUCAUCCACGGGCCCUCUUCCACCGACGCCCAGUGCAUUAGAAAGUCGGCUAUCAAAUGCCACGGACAAUGACACAGCAGCUUGGACCCCGGACCAAACAGUAAUAUCCCGGAAAACCAAAUGGCGACUACUGAGUGUCUGCCUGAUACAGUUUGGACUUGGUAUGAACGACAGUGCUCCUGGUGUAUUGAUUCCAUUCAUGGAGAAGGAAUAUGACAUCGGCUACGCUGUCGUCUCGCUCAUCUUCGUAACCAAUGCACUGGGUUUCAUCUCAGCUGCACCACUCACUCACUACAUUGAGCAUAAGCUUGGCCGAUACAAGAGCUAUGCUUUUGCCAUGUCUUUUUUGGCAGUGGCCUAUGUGAUUAUCAUAUGUCAUCCUCCAUUCCCUGUCGUUGUGAUGUCUUUCUUCAUGCUUGGAUUUGGCAUGGCCCUGAGCUUAGCCCUAAGCAAUGUGUAUUGUGCCAACCUGGCCAAUGGUACAACGGCCCUGGGCUUUGCUCAUGGCGCCUAUGGUAUAGGAGGCACGGUAGCACCCUUGUUUGCAACAGCAAUGACAUCCAGUGGGAUCCGGUGGUCCUUGUUCUACAUAAUCAGUCUAGCAGUGUGUCUGGCCAACAUUGCCUUUACAUCGUGGGCUUUUUUCAACUUCGAGAAUGACACCCUGGCUGCCCCACAGAGAGCACGCCUAGCUGGUCAUAGUUCCACCAUAGAAAGCGAACUGCUCACUCGAAGCCAAAUUUUAAAGAAAGUCAUCACCAACCGCACCACAUUAAUAGGUUCACUUUUCAUUUUUGUAUACCAAGGAGCUGAAGUGUCCAUAUCUGGAUGGGUUGUUUCUUUUCUAAUCACCUACCGCCACGGCGACCCCUCACGAGUCGGAUAUGUCAGCUCUGGCUUUUGGGGUGGUAUCACCGCUGGUCGGUUUCUCUUGACUCAUCCCGCCACCAAACUAGGUGAGAAGAUCUCUGUAGUCGGAAUGAUCGCUGGUGCCGUGGCCUUCCAACUACUGACCUGGCUCAUUCCCAACGUGACUGGGGAGGCUGUGACCGUGGCCAUUCUCGGUGUUUUACUCGGUGCUGUUUAUCCAUGUGCUACGUCUGUCUUUGUCAAGCUUUUGCCUCGGAAUAUGCAGGUAUCUAGCCUGAGUUUCAUUAGUGCAAUUGGUAGCAGUGGUGGUGCAUUAUGGCCCUUCCUCACGGGUCUUCUGGCGCAGCAUGUAGGGACGAUGGUGCUGCAUCCGAUUUGUAUCGGCUUGUAUGGCGUGAUGGCUACGAGUUGGCUUAUGCUGCCUAAGAUCUCAAAGAGAUCGGAAUAG
Molecule: messenger RNA, 1494 nt
Organism: Penicillium taxi
Lineage: Eukaryota; Fungi; Ascomycota; Eurotiomycetes; Eurotiales; Aspergillaceae
Product: putative MFS efflux transporter
Exons: 1
Coding region: 1-1494 (497 amino acids)
Biological process (GO): transmembrane transport
Cellular component (GO): membrane
Molecular function (GO): transmembrane transporter activity
Source: RefSeq, a predicted model, not a curated record